Messenger RNA from Tetranychus urticae (two-spotted spider mite), 1756 nucleotides. RefSeq names its product regulatory particle non-ATPase 6 (gene Rpn6). The record is from RefSeq and is a predicted model, not a curated record. Gene Ontology annotation, molecular function: protein binding. NCBI's taxonomy places the organism in Eukaryota, Metazoa, Arthropoda, Arachnida, Trombidiformes, Tetranychidae.
AGAUGUCACCGGUGUGAGACUACUGAAAAGCUGAUUAAUCAUUCUUGUUUUGUGUUAUUAAUUGAAAUUGAAUUUUGUCUUUAUUCUCCUUCACUUUAUUCUAAUUGUUUUAAUAAUUAUUUUUUUGGAGACUUUUGAUUAGCUAUUAACUUGGUAAUCAUGACCGGGGGAGCUGUUGCUGUUCAUUCAAGAAAGAUUCUACCUACUGACAAGUAUCCCAGCGAUGAGGUUCUCAAAAGCAUUGUUGACUCGAUUGAACCUCCUAAAGAUGAAGAAUCUAUUAGAGCUCGAGAGCAAGCCAUCCUUGAUCUUGGUCAGCAUUUAUGUAAAUCUGGGAAAGCUCAAGAAUUGGCCUCCUUGAUUCAGAAAGUCAGGCCAUUCCUUAAUUGCAUAUCAAAGGCUAAGGCAGCUAAAUUGGUUCGUCAAUUAGUUGACCUGUUUUUGGACAUGGAAGCUGGUACUGGACUCGAAGUUGAUCUCUGCAAAGAAGUUAUUACAUGGGCUAAAGAGGAUAAACGAACUUUCUUAAGGCAGUCUCUUGAAGGACGGUUAAUUGCACUUUAUUAUGAAAACAAAAGAUAUGAUGAAGCUCUUAUUUUGGUUUCUUCAUUGCUUAAAGAACUUAAAAAGUUGGAUGACAAAAAUCUCCUGGUUGAAGUUCAGCUUUUAGAAAGUAAAAUCUAUCAUGCUUUAAGUAAUCUGCAAAAGGCUCGGGCUGCUUUGACAUCUGCUAGGACAACAGCUAACGCAAUCUACUGUCCUCCUAAAAUGCAAGCAGCUCUUGAUUUGCAAUCCGGUAUCCUCCAUGCUGCUGAUGAAAGAGACUUCAAGACCGCCUUUUCAUACUUCUAUGAAGCUUUCGAGGGCUAUGAUUCCAUAGAUAAUCCAAAAGCAGUGACUGCUUUGAAAUACAUGUUGCUAUCCAAAAUAAUGCUCAAACAGCCUGAAGAUGUUCAAUCUCUUACAGUUGGAAAAUUAGCCUUAAAGUACGCUGGUCCUAAUAUUGAAGCGAUGAAAGCUAUUGCUAAAGCAAGUGCAAACAGAUCUCUUUCGGAAUUUAAAGAAGCAUUGAAGCAAUAUGGCUCUGAGCUACAUGAUGAUCCGAUUAUACGAGCUCAUUUUGAUACUCUUUAUGAUAACAUGUUGGAACAAAAUUUAUGCAGAAUUAUUGAACCUUAUUCACGUGUUCAGGUUGACCAUAUUGCUAAAAUUAUAAAUCUGAGUAAGGAUACAGUUGAAAAGAAGCUUUCCCAAAUGGUUCUUGAUAAAAGUUUUAAUGGAAUUCUCGAUCAAGGAGAAGGAGUAUUGAUAAUCUUCGAAGACGUUCAAACCGAUAAGACAUACGAAGCAUGUUUAGAGACUAUUCAAAAUAUGAGCAAAGUAGUGGAUGCUUUAUAUCAAAAAGCCAAGAAACUGUCUUAAUCUAAUACAAAAUAAGAUUUAUCAACCUAAGAUUUUUCUUAACCCAUUUUCCCUUUCCUCUCUAAGAAUUUAAUUUCCUAUUCAACUAAAAAAGUUAACAUUUUCGAAGCUUUCAAAACACAUGAGUUUAAGGUUAGGUUACUUGAAAGAUUGUUAAUUGGAAACUAAAAAAGUAAAAAAUAUUUCAAUUAAGAUCUUCCUUUCAUUUUACAUAAUCCUUUUUUAAACACCAUCUUCGAACUUCAACUCUAUUUUGGAUUAUGCAUUUGGUUUUGAAUCAACAUACAUCAAACAUAGUACUUUAAAAUGGCAAAAUAAAGAGUAUCAGAGAUAA